Molecule: messenger RNA, 2499 nt
Organism: Pecten maximus
Lineage: Eukaryota; Metazoa; Mollusca; Bivalvia; Pectinida; Pectinidae
Exons: 7
Coding region: 32-2443 (803 amino acids)
Biological process (GO): interstrand cross-link repair
Cellular component (GO): nucleoplasm; Fanconi anaemia nuclear complex
Source: RefSeq, a predicted model, not a curated record
GUAAACACUAUCUUCCCUAAAGCCGGGAAACAUGAAAGUUGUGCGGGAUGUCUUUAGCGACGAGGUUUUUUCAGUCACAUUAGACGGGAGUAAGACGCGUCUACAUGUCUACAGACAAUGUCAGUUACAGGUUAUUGUGGCUGUCCCGGAGUCAGUACUGGAUGUGUGUGUAGGACAUCAGACGUCCAGUGAUACAAACAACAAUGAGUGGGUGCUGUACAUCCUAACACGCUAUCAGCUUUACGUUGUAGCUGAAAACCAAGUUAAAAACAGCAAAUCAAGGAAAAGUUCACAACAAGAUGAGACAAAAAGAGGAAAUCAGGAGAUCUUCAGUGAACUCCUGGGGAAAGAUUCCAUGUUUGGUGUACAGGAAACCAUGGCAGUGUCUCACCCGGUUUACCAGGCCACUAAGGAGCAUUCCUUGCUUGAGAUUGAAGAGGAAGUUACUAGUCUAGCUGUGGGUUGUGACGUGAUUGCCAUAGGAUUAUGUUGUGAGGAUCAUUACCUAAUACGUUUAUAUCUGCUGGGAGAACUGCACUCAGGAACUGGGAGAAACAAACUCCCUUUACAGACCUAUGUUUUACAUAGAGACUUGUCAGUCCCUUAUAAUGAUCAGAUCUGCCAUAAAACACAUCCUGAAUAUGGACAACAAUUCCUUGACAUGUCCAGGGGCAUGUGUUUAUCCUUACAUUUAGUCAGGUCCAGUGAUGGCAACUCUCACAAUCAAAGCUUCUCAUCGGUUCUGGAAAUCUCCAAAGAUAUUUUCCAUGCUGUGUGUGGUUUUCAGCCAUCAUUACUUAACUCUCCUUUGUUGCUGAUAUGUCCACCAGAGGGCUCUUUAUAUUAUGUACCAAUCAAAUCUCUGGACACAGCAGUUGUAAGACUUUUCUGUCAUACACACUAUGCAGUAGUUAAAGUAGGGAAGAUAAAUCUGAAUGUGACAGGUAUUAGAGAUCCACUUAGUCUAGAGGUCAGAGGCCAAGACAGACAAAUGGGGUUGGUUGUUACAUCACAAGAUGGAAGGGCACUGUUAGUUACUCCUGGAAGUACACAGAAAUUGGAGUUUGUUGAAUUUGCUUUACCUGGCCCAGUACUUGAUGUUGAUAUGUAUGGAAGUAAGAUUUACCAUUCAAGUGGGGCGGAUGUGUUUGAAAGUUUGAUAGAAACUAGCCCAGAACCAGCAGGACUGUCCUGUCACACAGUAGGAUUAAUGCAUGCAGGGGUCCAGGAACUGGCCUGUCUCCAUAACAGCAACCAUACUCAAGGAGGAGAUAGUGACCUACUGCUGGGCAUCCCUGAACUUCCACUCAAGCUGAUAAAACCUGCGGUAAGACGGGAGCGACCAGCUGUUGGUGCUGGUCAGACCAUCCGAAACUUACUUCAUAGUAUCAGUAUGUGUAGCAAAGAGACUGAGGCACUAUAUAAGCAACAACGUCGUCAGACAGAGAGGUUAGCUCAACUUAAUAUGGCUGCCUUUCUGUCCACUCAAGACCCACGCAGCCCUGACUUUCCACUUCAGUUCUCAUACUCUAUUUCUCAUAUAGGCAAACAGUCCCAACAGAACAAUAAUUGGGUGAUGACCUGUCACAUGACUAAUAGAAGUGACUUGUACCUGUCUGCUGAUUGGACACUGAUGAUUGUUUUAAGUGAUAACAAACAGGAGUUUAUGAGUGCCUCCCUCCCUCUUCCCAGUGGGCUGGGAGCCACCACAGGGCUGGAGUUCCAAAUGGUCCCACCAGCUUCACACUGUUGCCUCCUGAGGCCUGUGGAGGUGAAAACUAGCUUGGUGCUUUACUCUACGCACAGUGCUGGCAUCCUGCCUGUUAUGAAUGUAUUGGUCAAUACAGUUACCCUGGACAUCUUGUUUGGAUUGGUCAGUCCAGAGGAUGUGACCACUGUGACUUCCCUGACCAGAGAGACUAGUAUCACACAGCUGGUGAGAGAGAUGGCGGGGACCAAACCAAUAUCCCAGUGUAAGGAGCUACUCCUAACUCCCACACCAGCAACUGUCAGUGUCCAUGUUCUUAACCAUGUCCUUCAGUCGGACAAAGUGGCCAUGUACAACAAAGAUCCCUGUCCUCUGCUGAGUUACCUGCUCAAGUCUAGUUCAGUGACCCCUAGAGACAGUUCUGUUACCAUGGUGACAGUGGGAGGACAUGAGAUACAGCUAACAGCUGAGGGUCAUAAACUGACCAUACACAGUGACAGAGCUGAUGUAGCCAUAGCAACUAGACAGGCCAUCAUCAGCAGACUCCAAGAAUGUACCAUUCAAAGUACUGAGCACCUUCCUGACAGAACAGCACCACAACAGGUCAACAGCUUACAACAGCUCCAGGACAAGUUGACAAAUUUGCAUUCCUGGAGUUCCUGUACGACAAAUCUAUACAGAAAUCAAGUUUUGGACAUGUACAAAUCUCUGCGCUCCACACCCGUUAAGGAGUAACAAUGACUCAAUACUGUACACACAGGAGACUAAUAAAUAUUGUGAUGAAUGCUGUC